AAUCUAUUAGUAAAUUAUGUACUGUAUUUUUCAUUUUACGCCCACUCCCACGCCCAUGUCCUUUAAACUUCACCACGGUUUUUCAUUUAUCUCUAUAUCAACACUGUUGGAUCCAUUCCAUAGUGAUCUUGAAGCUUUUUCCUUUUCUUGUUUAGUAAUCUCGAUUUUAGUUUCAAGUAUAUAAACAUACACAGAAACAGUAGGAAGUAAUAUGAGGAUAGUGCAUCUAUUUGGCAUUGCUUCAAUGCCGGUUUUGAAAGUACUGAUAAUCACAGCACUUGGUUCUGUUUUAGCUUUGGAUGGUGUGAAUGUGUUGGGUGAGGAUGCAAGGAAGUAUAUCAAUCAACUUGUUUUUUAUGUACUUAAUCCUGCUCUAGUAGGCGGCAACUUGGCUAGAACAAUCACUUUUGAAAGCAUUAAACUGCUGUGGUUUAUGCCGGUUAAUAUCCUUAUUACCUUCAUCGUUGGUUCGGCACUUGGUUGGAUUCUUAUUAAAAUCACAGGGGCUCCUAAGCAUUUAAAAGGCCUUGUAUUGGGUUGUUGUGCAGCAGGAAACAUGGGGAAUUUGCCUUUGAUUAUUGUCCCGGCGCUCUGCAAAGAGACAGGCAGCCCUUUUGGGGCACCUCAAGUUUGCCAGGCUUAUGGAUUAGCUUAUGCUUCACUCUCUAUGGCGAUAGGCGCGGUUUACAUGUGGUCCUAUGUUUAUAACAUGAUGAGAAUCUCAGCAAAUGAGAUCAAUGGUGAUGUUAUAAUCAAAAACACUCAAGCAACACCAAAAGGAGAUCCUCUUCCUUCCAAAGAACACCCCAAUUCUGCUGAAAUUACUAUUGCUUUACUGCAUCCCGCGACAGAGUCUGAGAAAAUUGUUAAGAGUUUGUCAUGGACACAGUUGGCGGAUAAGAUCAAAAAAUGCAUAGGGAUGAUCUCAAAAAAACUUAAUCUCAAGGCAAUAUUUGCACCGUCUACUACAGGAGCGAUUAUGGGGUUUAUCAUCGGAGCAGUCCCUCAAAUUCGAAAUUUGUUUGUUGGUUCUAAUGCUCCUCUCCACAUACUUGAAGACUCGGCCUCUUUUGUUGGGGAUGCAGCUAUCCCAAUUGUGACACUCAUAAUUGGAGGAAACCUUCUUAAAGGUCUAAAAGUGUCAGGAAUUCGGUUAUCGCUGAUAUUUGGAAUACUAGCAGUUCGGUAUGUGUUGCUUCCUCUAGUAGGGAUUGUGACUGUUAAAAAUGCAGUUCGGUUUGGUCUGGUGAGUUCGGCGGAUCCACUAUACCAAUUUAUCCUUCUGCUGCAAUUUGCUGUUCCACCAGCAAUGAACAUUGGUACGAUGACCCAAUUGUUUGGGAUCGGACAGAAUGAAUGUUCUGUGAUACUGCUGUGGACGUAUGGUUUGGCGUCGGUUUCUCUUACGCUAUGGUCGACUUUUUUCUUGUGGAUGGUCACAUAAUCUGACACCAAUUCAACUUGUAUCAUACCUUGAGAAUUACAAGGCAUAAUAUAGCAACAAAUUUUGUAUUUGUGUAAAUUUACAAGCAACAUUAUGAGCUGGAGAAGAGAAACCUCUUGGUUCACAAAGAGAGUUCCUUGCAGAGUCAGAAGAGUGCUUGCAGCUGCAAUUUGUUUUGUUUGGAAGAGCAGAAAAUACAAAGUAUUCAAGAAUAGAUAGGUUUUAAAUUCUGAUACUGUGUUCAAAUGGUUAAAUAUGUAACUAGGAGAUAGUUGUAAUGACGGAAAUUUUAGUGAGGAUGUAACUAGGAGAUAUAUAAUGUAGUUGUAAUACUAAUGUUUUGUAAUGAUGUUUUGAUAUGAAUCGCCUUUCAUUCA
Molecule: messenger RNA, 1821 nt
Organism: Mercurialis annua (annual mercury)
Lineage: Eukaryota; Viridiplantae; Streptophyta; Magnoliopsida; Malpighiales; Euphorbiaceae
Product: protein PIN-LIKES 3-like
Exons: 10
Coding region: 212-1444 (410 amino acids)
Biological process (GO): endoplasmic reticulum to cytosol auxin transport
Cellular component (GO): membrane
Source: RefSeq, a predicted model, not a curated record